Molecule: messenger RNA, 390 nt
Organism: Penicillium argentinense
Lineage: Eukaryota; Fungi; Ascomycota; Eurotiomycetes; Eurotiales; Aspergillaceae
Exons: 2
Coding region: 1-390 (129 amino acids)
Source: RefSeq, a predicted model, not a curated record
AUGAAUUUCUCUAUGCAAUUACUCAAAUUCGUCAUAAGACCUUUCGUCCUCAAACAAUCAAUGCGAAGGAUGAGUGAUUAUAUUGAUACUCAUAAUCCUACUUCUUCACACUACAAACAGGCCUUGGAAAAACUCAGAAAAAGUGCUGAAAUGACCGUGACCUUGGCAUCCGAAUUACAGCGCCAGUUUGAUACAACUCAAGCUGCUACAGCUGCACGCCUUGCUCGGCGUAAUGCCUCCCGACGCCAUGCAAGAAUCACUGGUGUUAUAUCUCCUAGUCAAUUCAAGGAAAUAAAGCGAAAGCAGUAUAAAUUAAGUGAGGAAGCUGAUCAAAAGCGGCAGAGACAGAGGUGGAAGAAGGUCUUAGUAGAGAUCAGGAAGUACGGAUGA